Molecule: messenger RNA, 1895 nt
Organism: Diabrotica virgifera virgifera (western corn rootworm)
Lineage: Eukaryota; Metazoa; Arthropoda; Insecta; Coleoptera; Chrysomelidae
Product: zinc finger protein 271-like
Exons: 2
Coding region: 46-1653 (535 amino acids)
Biological process (GO): regulation of transcription by RNA polymerase II
Cellular component (GO): nucleus
Molecular function (GO): RNA polymerase II cis-regulatory region sequence-specific DNA binding; DNA-binding transcription activator activity, RNA polymerase II-specific
Source: RefSeq, a predicted model, not a curated record
AACAAUAAACAAAUGACAAUCGAUGAAAAGCCCUAUUAUUGAAAUAUGGAAGUAAAACAAGAAAUAGAUGAGGAACCAUGUAAAGUAGAAAUAGAAUAUAAUGGCGUGGAUGAUGCUCUUCUAGAUGGCAUUAAAUAUGAAAUUAAGGGGGAAUCUAAUAGCAAAGUAAAACAAGACGUAGGCGAGGAAAAGGAAACAUCUAAAGUAGAAAUAGAAUAUAAUGACCUGGAUGGUGCUCUUCUAGAUGGCUUUAAAUAUGAAAUUAAGGAAGAAUCUGAUAGGCAAAGUACACAUGACACAUAUGAUUCUUUAGACUUAAAGGAACAUCCCAUAAAUACUAAAAUUGAACAACUUUGGGACACAGUUCACUCAUUAGAAGAAAACCCAAAAACUGAAAAAGAUUAUCUCCAAGACAACAAAAUGGAACUUAUGGAUUCACUAAUUGAACAUUCAUCUCACGAAGAAAAUUAUAUGACUCCACAUCCUAAGGGCAAAACAUUAAAUAAAAAUAGGAAAGUGGUCACUGGUGAAAAACCUUCCAAGUGUGAAAUUUAUUUUGAGAAAUUUUUCCGAAAGGGUUAUUUAACUGAACACAUGAAAAUUCACACUGAAAAAAAAGCUUAUAAGUGCGAAAUUUGUUUUAUUGAGUUUACUACAGCAAGUCAAUUGAAAAGACAUUUGAGACUGCACACUGGAGAAAAACUUCACAUGUGUGAAAUUUGUUUUAAGCAGUUUACUACAGCAACUAAAUUGAAAAGACAUUUGAUGUUACACUCUGGGGUAAAACCUUACAAGUGCGAAAUAUGUUUUAAGCAGUUUCGUACAGCCAAUGAAUUAAAAGUACAUUUAAGAGUGCAUACUGGAGAAAAAUCUCACAAGUGUGAUAUUUGUUUUAAGCAGUUCACUACAGCAAGUAAUUUGAAAAUACAUUUGAGAGUGCACACUGGAGAAAAACCUCACAAGUGUGAAAUUUGUUUUAAGCAGUUCACUAGAACAAGUAAUUUGAAAAAACAUUUGAGAGUGCACACUGGAGAAAAACCUCACAAGUGUGAAAUUUGUCUUAAGCAGUUUAGUGAAGCAAGUCAUCUAAAAGUACAUAUGAGAUUCCACACUGGAGAAAAACCUUUCAUGUGUGAUAUUUGUUUUAAGCAGUUCACUACAGCAGGUAAUUUAAAAGCACAUUUGAGAGUGCACACUGGCGAAAAAUUUCACAAGUGUGAAAUUUGUUUUAAGCAGUUUCUUACAGCAAAUGAAUUAAAAGUACAUUUAAGAGUACACACUGGAGAAAAACCUCACAAGUGUGAAAUCUGUUUUAAGCAGUUUAUUACAGCAAGUCAAUUGAAAAUACAUUUAAGAGUGCAUACUGGAGAAAAACCUCACGAGUGUGAAAUAUGUUUUAAGAAUUUUAUUACAACAACUAAUUUAAAAAAUCAUUUGAGACAGCACACUGGAGAAAAACCUCACAAGUGUGAAAUAUGUUUUAAGCGGUUUACUACAGCAAGUCAAUUGAAAAGACAUUUGAGAUUACAUACUUGGGAAAAACCUUACAAGUGCGAAAUAUGUUUUAAGCAGUUUAGUGAAGGAAGCAACUUAAGAGCACAUUUGAGAGUGCACACUGGAGAAAAACCUCACAAGUGCGAGAAUAUGUUUUAAGCAUUUUAUUACAAGUGAUUUGAAAAAACAUUUCCGAGUGCACACUGGAGAAAAACCUCACAAGUGUGAGAUAUGUUUCAAGCAUUUUAUUACAACAAGUGAUUUGAAAAAAACAUUUGAGAGUGCACACUGGGGAAUAACCUUACAAGUGUGAUAUUUGUUUUAAGGGGCUAUCCUAGUGUAAAAGUACGAUAUUCAUAUACUAUUUUUGGAAAUUUCUAAAAUAAAAAGUACUUUACCAA